AUGGCGCCGGGGAAGAAUCUCGAGCCGUCGGUUCACUCGGUAGAUGAAGUGCUUGAGGACGGAGAGGAGAUAGAUGGUGGUGUGAGGCUUAUGUAUUUGUCUAAUGAAGCUCUACACGUGGCGGCUUGUCAGGGUUUGAAGGAUGUUGUUGAGCUUCUUCUUGAUAGGGAAGCUGAAGUUGAUCCUAAAGAUCGUUGGGGAAGCACUCCACUUGCAGAUGCGAUAUUUCAUAAGAAUUUUGAUGUAAUUAAGAUUCUUGAGAUGCAUGGAGCUAAACAUCCGAUGGCUCCAAUACAUGUGAAUACUCCUUGUGAAGUUCCUGAAUAUGAAAUUAAUCCUAGUGAGCUUGAUUUCACUCAAAGCAAAGAGAUCACAAAGGGAACUUACUGUAUGGCAAUGUGGCGUGGCAUUCAAGUUGCCGUGAAAAAGCUUGAUGAUAAAGUUUUAAGCGAUCAUGAUCAAGUGAGGAAGUUCCAUGACGAGCUUGCUUUGCUCCAAAGGCUUAGGCAUCCAAACAUUGUUCAUUUUCUUGGUGCUGUAACUCAAAGCAAUCCAAUGAUGAUUGUUACUGAAUACUUGCCUAGGGGGGAUUUGCGUGAAUUGCUCAAAAGGAAAGGACAACUAAAACCAGCUACUGCUGUUAGAUAUGCCCUUGACAUCGCAAGGGGAAUGAGCUACCUUCAUGAGAUUAAAGGAGACCCUAUUAUCCACCGAGAUCUUGAACCUUUAAACAUAUUGAGAGAUGAUUCAGGGCAUUUGAAAGUUGCAGAUUUUGGAGUAAGCAAGCUUGUUACUGUUAAAGAAGACAAGCCUUUCACAUGUCUAGACACUUCUUUGGAGUCAAGAAGAGACGAUGGAGUAACAAGUCCAUGUGAAGUGAUUUUGUUUCACCAUGAAGACAUGGGGAUACCAAGGGAGAUUGCAAAGCUUGGAGUGAGACGAGGAAUCUUGGGAGCAGUGAAGAAGAUGGAACUUCAAUUUUGUUUGAAACAAUUUUGUUUAGAGACCCAAAAUGAGGUUGUGGGAUAA
Messenger RNA from Eruca vesicaria subsp. sativa (arugula), 1029 nucleotides. NCBI's taxonomy places the organism in Eukaryota, Viridiplantae, Streptophyta, Magnoliopsida, Brassicales, Brassicaceae. The record is from the annotation of a GenBank genome assembly.